Mercenaria mercenaria is the source of this 4233-nucleotide messenger RNA. RefSeq lists its product as uncharacterized. The transcript is spliced from 2 exons. Lineage: Eukaryota; Metazoa; Mollusca; Bivalvia; Venerida; Veneridae. The coding region runs from base 1572 to 2822 and encodes 416 amino acids. The record is from RefSeq and is a predicted model, not a curated record.
AAAAAAAAGACUUAAAAAAUUCAAUCAGCUCUAUUGUAUAAUCGUUGUAUAGGAACGAUUAUUAUUGUGUAAACUUGUUUUAAAUAAUGGAAUUGUCGUGAAAAUUCUUAAAUAAAAAAAAAAAAAAGCACAUAACAGAUAUUUGGCACGCAAUGGAGGCAAAGUGCGCAAUGGAAACAUUCUAUUAGGAGCGAUAACUUGAAUUUUUAAAAAAAAAUACUCCCAGCUACAGAUUUUCUGUUUAAAAUAGUUUUACUUAAUUUAUUAUCGGUAAAUAAUAUUGCAAUAAAAUGAUAGAUUUAUCAUAAUUAUAACUUUAACGAAUUUUAAUAACCCUUUUAUUGCUUUAUCUAAAAUAAGCUGCCUACUGAUUAAGGUGUAUAAUUGAAUUAUCAGGAUUAUCACACCUAUGCUAACUGAUUAAAUCACGCAUCUGGUAAGUACUUAACGCUAUUUUAAUUGGUUACAUCAAGAAAGAGCGCACGUGUUUAUUGAUCUAAUUAUCGCUGUAUAAUGUCUUUUAAUGUAUAAAAAAGUAAUUAAGUAAGUUUUGAGAUUAAAUAUCCUAAUGCUACGAUUGUUCCAAGUUGUAUUAUCGCCUUUCUUAGAUAUACAAGUAUAAAUUAUUCUGAAAAAUGUUAACACAUUAUAAAUAAAGGGUCAUAGGUUUACUGAGCAGUGUGUAAAUAUUAUAAACUUUUUGUUUAUAUGUACCAUACUAUUGUUGUUAAACAUAUCAUUUUAUAUUUCUUAUCUUAUCUGUAUAAUUGGAUGAAUAUUUAGAAAAUACUCACAGUUGUCUGUUUAAAAUUGUUUGAAAGAUUUUAUUUACUCUCGGUAAAUGCUGUUGCAAUAAAAUAGUAGAUGUAUCGUAAUUAUAAUUACAUCUAUCAUUAAUAAUAACCCUUAUAUAACUGCCGACUUAAAAAAUUCAAUGAACUCUAUUGUAUAAUCGUUGUAUAGGAACGAUUAUUAUUGUGUAAACUUGUUUGAAAUAAAGGAAUUGUCGUGAAAAUUCUUUAAAAAAAUUUAGGCACAUAACAGAUAUUUGUGCUAAAUCACUGGCACGCAAUGGAGGCAAAGUGCGCAAUGGAAACAUUCUAUUAGGAGCGAUAACUUGAUUUUUUUUAAAAAAAUACUCCCAGCUACAGAUUUUCUGUUUAAAAUAGUUUUAUCGGUAAAUAAUAUUGCAAUAAAAUGAUAGAUAUAUCAUAAUUAUAACUUUAACGAAUUUUAAUAACCCUUUUAUUGCUUUAUCUAAAAUAAGCUGCCGACUGAUUAAGGUGUAUAAUUGAAUUAUCAGGAUUAUCACACCUAUGCUAACUGAUUAAAUCACGCAUCUGGUAAGUACUUCACGCUAUUUUAAUUGAGCAGUGUGUAAAUAUUAUAUUUUUUUUGUUUAUAUGUACCAUACUAUACUACUGCCUCGACGGAAAGAUUACAAGGACGCCACAAACGCCGCUGGAAAAGGACUUGUUAUCCAACUUCUUGUUAACCAUCUAAAACCGAAUGUGAAGACUAAAAACAACGCGACAGAGAGAUACAACAAACAACCCUGACAUCCCUUACUGAUGACUAUGAGAAGUCCAAACAAAAAUGAAAUAAAUAACCUUGAGUUAUAUUUAAAUGAUGUAUAUGGAAACAAAUGUGUGUUCAAAGCAGAACCAGGGGAAAUAGAGUUUAUACAGGCAGGUAUCAAAAUCAUUGUGCAGAAAAUAGUUCAUCUGGUACUAGAAAAUAUCUCUUUAACUGCAGGCGAAGAAGAGGUCCUCUUAAAUUUAGAAGAAGCAUAUUUUCCAAUAAAGAAGAAACAAGUAAAAACUGCAAAAAGUAGCAUAAUCCAAGUGGGAAGCAUCAGUGAAGGAACAAAGAACAGUUUUCCAGAUGAAUUUGAUAUCAUUUUUCCAAUUUACCUAGUAAAAACUUAUGCGGGAUGGUGUCCACGUACAAAAUUAUUGUCAAAAGCAUAUGAACAAAUAAAGACUGUUACUACUCGUCCUCAUACAGAGUGCUUGAAUCAUAUUUGUCCGAAUGAAACACUGAAUGUAACAAAAUCACUUCACUUUGAUCGGUAUGUGAGGGAACAUGGUCCAGCAUCUGUGUUACGAUUUAUUUAUAAGAAUGGAUUAGGAGAUGAAAAAUAUAUCCAUGUUGAUCUUGUUCCGGCUAUUAAAAUUACUGUUUUGGGUGAUCAAAGAGAUUGGUAUGAAAAAUUUAAUGGAAAGUAUUUCAACCCAAAGUUAGUGUCACUCUGUUCAAAGAUCAUGUCAGAUAAGAACUAUUUAGAAGUAGAUGGUAGAAUUUCAUUUACUGAGAGUGAGUCACAUUUUAUGAGAAACAUCUUAUCAAAGAAACAUUCGAAAGUAUACAGGAUACUGAAGAUUCUCAUAAACGGACAUGGCGAUGGUGAGAUACUGAAUCUGUACUUUCGUACAGACCCUCAUUCAUCUGAGAAAGGCUAUUCAUCACACAAGAUAAAGACCAUGAUGUUUCAUCAUCAUCAUGAAUGUAAAAACCCUGGUGAGGAGACAAUAGGAGAUUGUGUAAAACAAGUACUAGAGGAAAUGUGUAAAGAUAGUAAUAAUGAAAAUCAUACAGUUUGGGGAACGGACAGCAUCUUACAAACACAAUGUCUUUUAUUGCCUUACCUAGAAAAACUUCUAGAAGGUCUUAAAUCCAUCCAGACUUCAGAAGACAGUUAUGACUAUGAGAAGCUCAGAAUGAAGUCUGUAUCAAAACGUUAUCUAGACGCUUUAAAAGAAAAAGAAUAUUUAGACAGAGAUAAACAAGGAAAUGCUGUGUGUUCCAGAUCCAAGCUUUGAUGGCUUGUUGAAAUUUGCAGAUGAAAUAGAUUUAAUCCCCACCUCAGCAAAAAGUUGAGGAAAUCCCGUUCUAGAUCAAAAAGACACGGACUUUGAACCUGACUCGUCUGUUGUUCUAUUUGAAAUAACUGGCAUCUUAGGUUAAUUUAAAAUGUUCUUAAUCUUUCUUCUUUAAAAUGAAAUAUUUUUAUGCGCAAAUGCGAAAGACUGGGCAAUUUAAAACAAGUGUAGAAAACAAUGACACUGUUCUUAGAAUGUGUUCUUUUUGUUCCUGUUAGGACUUAUGUCAAUGUUUCCUUUCCAUUUACUCAAAAUAUGCAAUUUUCUGAGCAACUCCUUGAUGACUCAUCUAUAGACGCCAUUCUCUUCAAUUGUAAUAAGUAAAUUGUCCAGUUUUCAAAUUAAUGUAUUAUUGUGCUAUAUUUGUUCUUAACAGAUCAGCAUAAAAAAUGCUUUGAUACAAAGAAAGUAAAAUGUUUUGAUCAUGACCUUUGACCUUCAAGUAUGCCUAGUGACCUGGUCCAUUCACAACACUGUGUGUCGUCUUGAUAAGGACAACUGAAGCUAAUUUGAUGAAAAUCGUUAAAUAAAGACCAGACCAUAAAUUUCAGCUAUCUAAUGCUUGAUCAAUAAUUUGACCCUGACCUUGAACUUAGUGACUCAGGUCAUGUGACCUGCAAUGCAAUUUUGAUGAUGUUAUCAAAUAAUACACGUUUUACAAAGAAGUUCUUUACAGUUUUGAUGAUAAGGAGAGGAAAAGAAAUUAUGCUUUUUUUGAUAUUUCAUUACUUCUCAUGAACAGACCCAAUCAUUCUGAGUCUUGAUAAAGGAUUCCUGCACAAUGAUAUAUGCAAAAUAUCUAAGCUGUAUGCUUUCAGGUAUUAGAUUAUAAGAUUUUCAAAGUUUUUUCUUGAUUAAUACAUAGCAAAACAUUUACCAAGAUUUAAUCUUAAAACAACAUUAGCAACAUAUAUGUUCCGCUCAGAGAUGUCCAUUCUAAAGACAAUUCUUUGUUACAGACUGUCACUUUCAUAAUACAUGCAUCGAAAGGAUCUUUCAUGAAUUUUAUUCAUUAUUCUAACACGAUACGAUUAAUUUUCCUACUAAACAAAGAGGGCAGAAAACUGUGAAUUAUUAUACAACAAAUCACUGUCCUGACGUCACUAUUAUUACGUCAUGGCGUCAAACGGCAUAGCGGCGCGCUGGAAAAGAAACCGAUUGAAAACGGGCAAAUAUUUAAUGAAUGUACUUAAACAUCAUUGGUAACGUGUUAGAAUCGAAAUAAUAUAUCUCAUUUAGUGAUUUGCUCUUGAAUAAAUCAUUGUUUGUCGUUCAGAUGCGUAUACGACAAAUCACUAAAUGAGAUAUAUUAUUUCUUUAUUAAUUUAUGCAGCAUCAGCUGGUCAGUUCA